Strongyloides ratti is the source of this 978-nucleotide messenger RNA. RefSeq lists its product as hypothetical. Bases 1 to 978 code for a protein of 325 amino acids. The record is from RefSeq and is a predicted model, not a curated record. NCBI's taxonomy places the organism in Eukaryota, Metazoa, Nematoda, Chromadorea, Rhabditida, Strongyloididae. The transcript has 3 exons.
AUGACUGAAAGCUAUUCCAACAAUGAUGAUAGUGUUAAUUUUUUAAAAAAUUGUUCAAGGGAAGAUAUUCAUAAAAUACAAAAGGAUUUUUCUGAGUCAUCCUCAACACAAUGUACUGCACAUAGAAGGAUGACAUUAGCAGAAUUUACUGGUUUAAAUAGUUCAAAUAACAAAAUUAACAAAAAUUCUUUACCAACAUCUCCCUUCUGUCAAAAAUCCAGUAGUAAUUUAUUUUUAAAAUCUCCUAAGCUUAUGCAUAUGUCCAGAAGAACAUCUCAUUUAUUAGAAGUUAUUAAUGAUAGAGGAAGACGUGCUUCAAUGGGUGUUUUAAAUAAAAUGCAUAUAGGCUCAAAGUCUACUACAUCUUCUAGAAGAAAUUCUACUGAAGCUGCAACUCAAGAUCAACAUUCAUUUUUUCAUUUAACUGAAACUAUUAGUGAACAAGAAAAAGCUUUUUUAAAUCAUUUAGAUAUGUCAUGUGAACCAUCAGCUGUUUCAAAACUUCAACAACGUAUGAAAAAUCUUCGUAAAACUCUUGAAACAACUCUUCUUUCUCUUCCAACACAAACAGAUCAACAACUUCAAGAACUUCAAUCAACAAAAGCAUUUAUGAUGGAGGAGUUAUGUGAAAUGAUGUCUGGAUUUAAAACAUUAUUUCGUAAUGGAACAAAAAUGAUUAAUAAUCAUUCAAGUGUUAAUCCAAAACAUUUUCAAAAACAUAUGCUUAUUUUAGAUAGAUGUAUAACGUUAUGUGAAAAAAUUGGUUUGUAUUUAGAAAAAAUAAUGAAAUAUUCUGGAAAUAUAUUUACUGCACAAUUAAUUUAUGCCAGAACAGAAGAAUUAUUAGAGGCAAUAGAUGUUAUAUUAACUGAGACUGGAAAAGUUGACAGACAUGAAUUACCAGAAGUUAUUGUAAAAAAUAGUAAAAUGAUUGGAGAGGCAUUAAAUCAAUUUAGCAUAUUUGUUUCUGGAUUAUAA